Penicillium malachiteum is the source of this 657-nucleotide messenger RNA. RefSeq names its product DUF341 domain protein. Bases 1 to 657 code for a protein of 218 amino acids. NCBI's taxonomy places the organism in Eukaryota, Fungi, Ascomycota, Eurotiomycetes, Eurotiales, Aspergillaceae. Gene Ontology annotation, cellular component: cytoplasm; nucleus. The record is from RefSeq and is a predicted model, not a curated record. The transcript is spliced from 4 exons.
AUGCGAGUGCUUUGUCUCCAUGGAAUGGGAACUAAUUCUCAGAUAUUUGAAACACAAACAGCUCUUCUUAAAGCAUCCCUGAAUGCCGAGCUGAACACAGAAUGCGAGUUUGUCUAUGUAGAUGGCGAGAUCGAGAGUGAGCCUCGGAACGGAGUGGAAAAGUACUACGAUGGCCCCUUCCUUUCCUACUACGACUGGGACUCGGCAGAAAGCAUCCACACCGCAUAUCAGCUCAUUAACGAACUCAUUGAAGAGCAAGGACCGUUCGAUGGUAUCAUGGGGUUUUCUCAGGGUGGAUCCCUGGCCGCAUCCUUCCUGCUGCAUCAUUCGACCACGUAUCCAUCCCAACCGGUCGAGUUGCUCUUCCGAUUCGCUAUAAUAAUCUGUAGCGGCAACCCAUUCGAUGCGCGUGGGCCCACAACCCGGCGAUAUCACCCCAACGAGGAUAUGGAGCGAAUUCCUAUUCCUACCGGUCACAUAGUCGGGCGGAAAGAUGACGAGUAUCCAGGCCAGCUGCUGUUGCAUCGUCUAUGCGACAGUCGUCGAGCAACGCUCUAUGACCAUGGGGGUGGCCAUGAGAUUCCACGCGAUCCCCUCGUGGUGAAACGAAUGAGCGACGCAAUUUGCCGAACUAUUGACCAGGCCAGCGUUCUAUGA